AUGGCCACGGAUAUGAAGACCGACAACUUCUCGAGUCAUCCGUCCUCACAGACUGUUGAUGUUGACAGCGAGAGCGGAGACGCUUUUGCCUCAAAGGAGGCGCAUGCUCAAAACAACCCUGCGCCGGCGUUCGAUCCUCGACAAAACCCAGAUGGAGGCCUGCACGCCUGGCUCACUGUCCUCGGCGGCUUUUGCAUCUUGUUCUGCUCUUUCGGAUGGAUCAACACCAUCGGCGUCUUCCAAGCCUACUACGAGACUCAUCAACUUGCCGGAUACUCGUCCAGUACAAUUUCAUGGAUUCCUUCGCUCGAAGUCUUUGUCAUGUUCCUACUUGGACCUUGGGUUGGUCAACUGCUGGAUCGCUACGGGCACCGCGAGGUCCUCGCGAUUGGCACUUUCCUGCACAUCUUUGGCAUCAUGAUGACCUCCCUCUCGACCAAGUAUUAUCAGUUCAUCCUGGCUCAAGGUAUCUGCUCGCCCAUCGGUAUGUGCAUGAUUUUCAAUCCCGUCAUGACUACCACAGUCACCUGGUUUGCCAAGAAGCGCAGUCUGGCUUUCGGUAUCGUGGCGGCGGGCAGCUCGCUCGGUGGAGUUCUUCUUCCCAUCAUCACCCAACGUCUGAUGGAACAAGUCGGUUUCGGAUGGAGCAUGCGCAUCACAGCGUUUGUUAUGCUCUUCCUAUUGAUCAUCGCCAACCUGACACUCAAGGCCAGAGUGAGGAUGCCCAGAGGUCCAUACGACCCCUUCGGGUUCCUCCGACCAUUCAAAGAGUUGACCUUCGAUCUGACGGUUACCGGCGCUUUCUUGUUCUUCCUUGGCCUUUUCAUUCCUAUCAACUACAUCAUCGCAGAAGCCCAGUAUUUUGGCAUGAGUUACACACUUGCACAGUAUUUGCUGAGUAUCCUGAACGCCGCCUCCUUCUUCGGCAGAAUUGUGCCGGGAUGGAUCGCCGACACCAUGGGUAACUUCAACAUCAUGAUCAUCACGUGCGUCUGCACUGGUGUUCUUGUACUCGCCUUGUGGAUCCCAGCUUCGGGUAAUGCAGCAAUCAUCGUGUUUGCGGCCUUCUAUGGUCUUUUCAGCGGUGCCUUCUUCGCUCAGGCACCCGCCGUCGUGGCCCAGAUUUCGCCUGACAUGCGUCUUAUCGGUGUUCGAACCGGUACCUUUUUCGCAACAAUCUCCUUCGCUGCUCUGAUCAGCAAUCCCAUUGCAGGCGCUCUGAUCACACAUUAUGAUGGGCAGUACAAAGGCUUGCAAAUCUUUACUGGAACUGUCAUCUUGGGCGGUGCUGCCCUGCUAUCUGUCUCUCGCUAUAUGCUUGUUGGAGGAAAGUUGUUGGUCAAGGUUUAG
This is a messenger RNA of Aureobasidium uvarum, 1350 nucleotides long. The record is from the annotation of a GenBank genome assembly. Lineage: Eukaryota; Fungi; Ascomycota; Dothideomycetes; Dothideales; Saccotheciaceae.